UUAAACGAUUAAAAUUCCUACUUCGUGUACCUUCUAUAACAUAGAGGGAUUAAUUCAUGUAAUUAGUUGUUAGAUGGUUCAAAUUUCUAUUUCAUGUCCUAUACCUUUGAUAGAUGUAAAUGCAAAGAGGCGCCGACGGAAAAAACCAUGGAGUUGCAUGUCGGAUGAAAAGCAUGGAGAUGGAUAUGUCGAAGACGUCGCUCGUCAUGGAACACCUGAAAAAUUAGAUUUCGUGUUACUUAACUGGGCGCAGAUACGGGAUUUGGACCAAAAAAUCAUGGAGAUGACAACGUCGAGGAUGCCCAUCCUGGAGCAUCUGAAACAUGAGAUUUUCUAUCACUUAAAUGGGUACCUCCAAAUUGGCUUAAACAUGGAUCCAUACAAAAUAACUUAA
Messenger RNA from Orussus abietinus, 394 nucleotides. RefSeq lists its product as uncharacterized. The record is from RefSeq and is a predicted model, not a curated record. Bases 74 to 394 code for a protein of 106 amino acids. The transcript has 2 exons. Lineage: Eukaryota; Metazoa; Arthropoda; Insecta; Hymenoptera; Orussidae.